This is a messenger RNA of Arabidopsis arenosa, 631 nucleotides long. Lineage: Eukaryota; Viridiplantae; Streptophyta; Magnoliopsida; Brassicales; Brassicaceae. The record is from the annotation of a GenBank genome assembly.
CAAGAAAACAAAAGUGAGAAGUACAAAACAUGGAGACUGUUUCCGCCAAAAACCUAACACUCCCCAUCUCCGUCGAUGAAACGGCCAACUUCACCAUAUACUCCUCCGCAGUCCACAAAGUCGUGGUCAUGGUCAACGCCGGAAUUCUAGGAUUACUCCAGCUUGUUAGCCAACAGUCCUCUGUUUUGGAAACACAUAAAGCCUCAUUCCUUUGUUUCUGUGUUUUCGUUCUAUUCUACGCCGUUCUUCGCGUCCGUGAAGCCAUAGACGUGCGCCUACGACCCGGUUUAGUCCCCAGACUCGUUGGACACGCGAGCCAUCUCUUCGGCGGUCUAGCAGCUCUUGUGCUCAUCUCCGUCGUUUAUGCCGCAUUUGCUAUCGUUCUUCUUAUUCUUUGGUUUAUCUGGCUCUCGGCAGUAGUUUACAGCACUUUCAGUGAAACCAUGAUCAUGAUCUACUUGGAGACAAACAAACCCAGUGCAUGUUCACCUCAGUUACCACCAGUUUAACAUCUCGUGGUUUUAUGUAUGGAUGGGUGUGAGAUGAAAGUUAAUGUAAAAUGGAUGAACAAUCAACACGGUUUAGGUUAAACCCGCAGUGACGUUAUAUUUAUUAAAGAAAUUUUUUCAAU